This is a messenger RNA of Malaya genurostris, 1818 nucleotides long. RefSeq lists its product as uncharacterized. Gene Ontology annotation, biological process: DNA integration. The transcript has a single exon. The record is from RefSeq and is a predicted model, not a curated record. NCBI's taxonomy places the organism in Eukaryota, Metazoa, Arthropoda, Insecta, Diptera, Culicidae. Bases 1 to 1818 code for a protein of 605 amino acids. Gene Ontology annotation, molecular function: nucleic acid binding.
AUGCUAGAGUUAUCGGAGACGCAUGAAUGGCAUUGGAUCCCAUCAAAGUUAAACGUUGCCGAUGAUGCCACGAAAUGGCAGAGAUUUCCAGACCUUGCUCCUACUAGUCGCUGGUUUCGUGGGCCUGAAUUCCUUUGGGAACCUGAAGAACUAUGGCCUAGUACGGCUUUGAAUUUGGGUCAAACCGAUGAAGAGAAACGUGAACGGUUGCUUCAUCAUUUUGUUGCAAGAGAUACCUUCAUCUGGGAAAAUUUCUCUAAUUGGAAACGACUACUGCGUCACGUAGCCUUCGUGAAACGGUUCCCUGCAAAUCUAAGCAGGAGAAUCUCUAGCAAGCCUGUCGAAAGCGGUCCAUUGUCCCAAGAAGAGUUGAAGGCGGCGGAGUCGACUAUACUGAAGUUCGUUCAACACUCUGAAUUCGCGAAGGAGAUUCAUCUUCUUGCGAAACCGAAUACCUUGCCCUGGAAGAACGUGUUGCCGAAAGAUAGUUCGUUAUACAAGCUCAGCCCAGUUCUGGAGGCAGAUGGAUUGCUACACAUGAGAGGUCGUAUCGACGCCUGUGAAUUUGUAGAGGAGUGUACGAAACGACCCAUACUGCUACCUAGAGGCCAUCCAGUUUCAGACCUCAUCAUUAUCGAUACUCACCAGCGAUACUGUCACAUGAACCAUAAAACGACACUGAACGAGAUCAAACGUAGAUACUACAUUCCAAAACUCCGUUCGGAAUACAAUCGUAUACGAGCAAGAUGUCAGCAUUGUAAGAAUCAAGCUGUUAAGCCGAAUGUACCCGAAAUGUCAGCUUUACCAUCAUUGCGCCUAAAAGCCUUUUGUCGUCCGUUCUCCUUUAUCGGAAUUGAUUAUUUUGGGCCGAUGCACGUCGUCAUUGGUCGGCGAACUGAAAAACGUUGGGGUGUGUUGAUAACUUGCCUUACCGUUCGAGCAAUACAUAUUGAAGUCGCACACAGCCUCACGACGGACUCAUGCAUUCUAGCCAUCAGAAACUUCAUCGCCCGAAGAGGAACGCCUCUGGAAAUAGUCAGUGAUCGCGGUACGAAUUUCGUAGGCGCAAGUCGCGAGUUAAAGCAGGCACUUGAACAGUGCGAUCAGGAAAAGUUAAUGGAACACUUCGUCACAACCGAAAUAAAAUGGUCUUUUAACCCUCCUGCUUCACCGCAUUUCGGAGGCGCCUGGGAGCGCCUCGUUCAGUCAGUAAAGAAAAAUCUCAAGCACCUACAACUCACACGUACACCAACCGAUGAGCUGCUGCGAAACCUGUUGACCGAGGUCGAACUGAUAGUAAAUUCUAGACCGUUGACUGAGUUACCACUAGACGAUGAACUAUCGUCACCACUAACCCCGAAUCAUUUUCUUCUCGGGUCGUCAGACGGUUCUAAGCCCCCGAUCUCAUACGAUAACAGUAGCUACGCUCUGAAGCAUGUCUGGAAGAUGUCGCAGGUCUACGCUAACAGGUUUUGGAAGCAAUGGGUUUCCGAUUACCUGCCAACACUUACACGACGAUCCAAAUGGUUCAGCCCUGCAAAACCCAUCGAAGUCGGAGAUAUUGUUGUGUUGGUGGACGAGACACUACCGAGGAAUUGCUGGCCAAAAGGCCGGGUGAUCAAUGUGCAUCGAUCCAAGGACGGACAGGUUCGUCGUGCUCUAGUACAAACUGCGCAUGGUGUACUGGAAAGACCAGCUGUAAAACUCGCAGUGUUGGACGUCGGUGCAACAGUGAGUACGUCGGCUCAGGGACCUCGAAGUACUGGGGGGGAGUGUCGCAAACCCCUCGUUGCGACGCCCUUACAUCCAACACCGUGA